AUGAGUGGCGUCAAGGUCCAAGCUUUGUUCUCAACGGCGGCCACUCAAACCAAAACUUGGUUACACUCCAUCUUGUCAGACGAUUAUUCGGACAUGGUUAUCCUCAAACAUUUAAACGAAGACACGUCCUGGCUCAUUCAGUUUACAUUCAACAGCACUCCAUUCAACAUUCUCAUCGAUCCUUGGCUCAAGGGCCCGCAAACAGACUACUGGAAGCUAUUUUCUACACAAUGGCAUGCAAGUCCAUCCUGUGUGGAGCACAUUAGCGAUCUAGGUGUUCAGAUUCACGCAGUGGUCAUCAGCCACGAAUGGACAGAUCAUUGUCAUAAAGCUACGCUCCUAGAAGUUGAAAAGGAGGUACCUGUAUAUGCGACAGACAAAGCGGCUGACAUCAUCCGGUCAUGGAAACACUUUGACAAAGUUUACAACAUUCCUCCACUCGCUCCUGGUCAGAGCUGGAAGACAUCUUCCAUCAAUGGCUUGCCAAAGCAACUUGGAAUAGCUCGUGCCGCCUCGAGCCAAGCAGACUUUCAAUACUACCAUUCAGCCGUAUGCAUCUCGUAUACACCCGAAGCGGAGGAAUCUGGAAAAGAUGGAGCACACACGAUUAUAUAUACACCACACGGAAUCCCUUGGUCCUCCCUGAAGUCGCUGCAGAGCAAUGGGAUUGAGGAAAUCAGCGCACUCCUGCAUGGUCUACACGAAGUGACCAACCCAAAGGUCCUCGGUGGCAAGCUCAAUCUCGGUGGUCGAAAUGCCGUCCAAGUCGCGCACAACUGCAAACCAAAGCUUUGGAUUGGAACACACGACGAGGUCAAGGUUGGAAAAGGUCUCGUCUCCAAAGUCUUGAAGAGAAGGAUCUGGAGCGUGGAGGAGGCUCUCAAGGAAGAAGGGCUCGCUGAUAGCGACGCCAAGUUCAGAGUUCUACGUUCAGGAGAGCAAGUCGAAUUUGAUUAA
Messenger RNA from Serendipita indica DSM 11827, 957 nucleotides. Lineage: Eukaryota; Fungi; Basidiomycota; Agaricomycetes; Sebacinales; Serendipitaceae. The record is from the annotation of a GenBank genome assembly.